GCGGGCAUCCUUUCUCCGCCGAAAAGAGGGGCAGAGAAAAGGAAAGAGAAAAAAAAGCCGGAGCGCGCGCGUGCGAGCGAGAGGGAGAAAAAAAGAAAAAGAGAGCUGAAGAGAGAGAGCAAGAGAAAAAGCGCCAGCUCCACCCGCCAGUUAGCCAGCCAGCCAGGGACACGCGGCGGCUGUGGGAAACUCCAGAAGUCCCCUCAUGGCAGCGGCGCGAGCAGGGAAUCCCCAGGAAUUGCCUCGCGCCUUCCAGCUGUUGGUGUUGCUGCUGACGCUGCCGCCGAUUUGCGAAGCGGCUCCGGCUGCUGCUGCUGCUGCUGCUGCUGCUAUUACUACUGCUACUCCCUGGCGGGGCUUCUCCUCCUCCUCGUAGGAGUCGCUCGCUGCAAGACAUCUCCGCAGCCUUUCGUCCAAAGGACUUUUUCGUUGUUUUUAGCGUGACUAUUCUACUUGCAAUAUACUGGGUGUAUAUACAUAUAUACAUAUAUAUGUGUAUAUAUUAUAUAUAUAUAUAUAUUUCUCCACAGCUAGGUUAAACUAGAUAGCCGUUUUCUGUGCCUUCCGACCACGCAGCGGCUCUUGACACGUUAAUGAGGCAGCCGCCCCCCGGCGAGUUUGACAUGGCACUCAGCGGCACCCUCCUCCCUUCCAUCUCCACCUUCGCCACGGCGGGCACGGCCGGCAGGGAAAAAGCCUUGAGACAAGCAGGUGGCCACAACAAGUGGAGGGAGGAGCUUUCUCACCUCAAACGGAUCCCACCUGUGCUGACAGGACGGCAUUUUGACUUCUCUUCUGAGCUGGAAAACACCACAAACGGCAACAGUGGGACUAUGUCAAGGCGGGAGACAGAGGAGUUGAAUGAGCUUCUGGACUUUGAUUUCAUCUUGUCGAAUUCCCUGAUGCCCCAGGAGCAGCCCACAGCCGCCGCUGCAGUUGUGAGUGCUCCUGGUUCUUCACCCUCUGUCACAAGCAGCACCUGCCCUCCUGUGACCACCUGUGAUUUUUCCUACCAGCUGCAAAGGGAAGAUCACCCUGGAGGUAUAAUGUACACUAGAGAACAUGUUCCAGCCGCCCCUUUCAACCUGGCUGAUAUAAAUGAUGUGUCCCCUUCGGGUGGAUUUGUAGCUGAACUGAUGAGGCCAGAUCUGGACCCUGUUUAUAUGCAACAGCAACAGCAGCAGACCCAGCAGCCACCUCCUCCACCACCUCUUCCACUAGGCAGCCUUCAUGGGAAAUUUGUGUUGAAGGCUACAGUGAACAUGGGAGAAUGCAAUAACCACAUCAAGAACAGUGUUGCUGCGGUGGCUUCCCCCUGCACAGAUGGACCUGUGCCCCCUUCGGUGUACAACCAUGUGCCCAGAAUGUGCCCCAAAAUCAAGCAAGAGGCAGCCCCUUCGUGCACCAUGGGCCAAUCCCAUGGAAAUAGUCCAAGGGCCCAACCACACGACUUCUCUUUGGGUCGGCCGUUACCUAGUAGGACUAAUCCUCCCUUGACUCCAGAGGAGAUGAUGUCUCCUAGAGACUGCCACCCUUCCCCCCAGGGCUUAAGUCAUUCAACUCUUCCACUUCCUCCAGGCUAUCAUCCUGGCCCAGCCUACCCUCCUUUUCUUCCUGAGCAGCUGCCACCCAACGCCCUCCAGUAUCAAGGUCAGUCUUACUAUCUAAAUGUUUUUGGAGAGCCUUUAAGUAUGCCUCGCUUGGUACAAGGGAUGAUGCUGACUCCGCCCUCUUCACCUCUAGAGCUGAUGCCUUCCGGGAGCUGCCUCUCUGAAGAGACCAAGCCUAAGAGGGGACGGAGGUCAUGGCCCAGGAAAAGGACUGCCACACACACCUGUGAAUAUGCAGGCUGUGGUAAAACAUAUACAAAGAGCUCUCAUCUCAAAGCACACCUUCGGACCCAUACAGGUGAGAAGCCCUAUCACUGUGACUGGGAAGGCUGUGGCUGGAAAUUUGCCCGCUCCGAUGAACUUACACGUCACUACAGAAAACAUACAGGCCACCGCCCUUUCCAGUGCCAGAGGUGUGACAGAGCAUUUUCCAGGUCUGACCACCUCGCCUUACACAUGAAGAGGCACUUUUGAGAAGGACACAAGGAACUUUACCUUUACAGCCUGGAGAAGAUUCAGUAUUUGACAGCACAAGGACUGUCUUCCACACGAGGGAAGGACUCCACUUUAAAGCACUACAGAAAACCCCAGUGAAGUCUUCCAAAAAAAAAGGAGGGGAUCAAAAGGAAUGAACAAUUUUAAACAAAUGUGGAUUUUUUUUAAUAAACAAAGGGAACAAUGACUGGAUUUAAAAUCAUCAUUCCAUUUUUUUAAAAGAUAAAAAAAUCUGACUUGAAUCUUUCUGGACUACAGAAUGCCAAGGACUGACUGGAAGUCAAGGAUAUCAGGGUUAACACAAAUGUUGAGGGAGGGAUGGAUGAAUGGGUGGAUGGAUGGAUGAGUGGAUGAAUGGAUGGGAAAUUACGUAGGGAACCAACUGGUGAAGACAGAUAUGACGCUAGUAGAACAGUAACCCUGCUUUUGAAGGUUCUUUACCUCGGUCGGGCCAAAAGCUUUACUUUUUUCCUUGGAAGAGAGAAAACCAAGUUUCCAAAGCACUUUUGUAACAAUUUUAAAAGGUGUAUUGUUAUGGGGAGAAAGCAAAUGUACAUAUCGUAUUUAAAUGGGAUCUAAAAGUUGAGAAACACAAGCUUGAUCCCAGAUGCACCAUUUGAUUUUGUAAAAGGCAUGUUAAUUCCAAAACAUUGAGCUAGCCUGGCUCAUAUUGUGGCAAUAGUGAUAAACCCACUAUGAUUACUCUUUGAAUGUCAUGCCUGUCUUCACCCUAAAUUCCCUUAAAAUUUCUUUUCAAUGCAAUAUUGUAAACAUGAUAUAAUCUUGCAAUUUCUUUUACUUUCCAAAAGCCAUUAGUAAACUAUGUCAAAUGGGGAAGAAGAAGAAAUUCAGGUACAGAGUUGUGGUUAAAAGUCUAUUUUCAUGGUGCUGAAUGACAUUUGGUUCUUAAGGUACCAAAAAAGGAAGCCAAAGUUCUCAAACUGCUGCAUAUUUGACAAGGAAUUGCAUUUGUCUUCCGAUCUACAAUUAAUGAUGACCUAAGUCAGGUUAAUAAACCUGGUUUAUUUGUGUUUGUUUAAUUUUCUAUGCAGACAGUCUGUAAUGCACUGUGGUUUCAAUGUGCAAUAAUUUGUACAAUGGUUUAUUCACAAAAAUGCCUUAAGCAGAACAAAUUUUUUUCUAUAUAGGUCUUUACAUAUUAAAUAUGUAAUAUAAAUUUAAGGAGACUUCUAUUUUGUAUAUUUUGUAAACUAUGAAGUGAAAUGAACAUUUUGACAGAGUUUGUAUUUUGCAUAUUCAUUUUGCUGAAAAUAACUUUUAAAUAAACCUAUUUUAUCUGA
Ahaetulla prasina is the source of this 3406-nucleotide messenger RNA. RefSeq names its product KLF transcription factor 4 (gene KLF4). Gene Ontology annotation, biological process: regulation of transcription by RNA polymerase II. The transcript is spliced from 4 exons. Lineage: Eukaryota; Metazoa; Chordata; Lepidosauria; Squamata; Colubridae. The coding region runs from base 594 to 2084 and encodes 496 amino acids. The record is from RefSeq and is a predicted model, not a curated record. Gene Ontology annotation, molecular function: RNA polymerase II cis-regulatory region sequence-specific DNA binding; DNA-binding transcription factor activity, RNA polymerase II-specific.